Molecule: messenger RNA, 8266 nt
Organism: Hemicordylus capensis (graceful crag lizard)
Lineage: Eukaryota; Metazoa; Chordata; Lepidosauria; Squamata; Cordylidae
Gene: BRF1
Product: BRF1 RNA polymerase III transcription initiation factor subunit
Exons: 19
Coding region: 241-2313 (690 amino acids)
Biological process (GO): transcription preinitiation complex assembly; DNA-templated transcription initiation; transcription by RNA polymerase III
Cellular component (GO): nucleus; transcription factor TFIIIB complex; transcription preinitiation complex
Molecular function (GO): TBP-class protein binding; RNA polymerase III general transcription initiation factor activity; RNA polymerase III type 3 promoter sequence-specific DNA binding
Source: RefSeq, a predicted model, not a curated record
UCCUCCUCCGGCCCGGCGGCGAAGAGGGCUGAGCGAGGCCUGCGCGAAGAGGGACGGAAGGAAGGAAGGAGGAGAGGCUGCUGCGGAGCCCCGCCGGCGCUGUGCGUGGUGGGCUGCUGCAGCCGGCCGGCCAGAGGGGAGCGAGCGAGGGAGGGAGAAGGACCGGCGGGCGGCGGCCGUGGCACAGGCGGCCUCGCGCUCGCGCUCGCGCUCCUGCUCCUGCUGCUCUCAGCCGCCGAGAUGCCGGGCGGCGGCGGGCGGGUGUGCGCCGCGUGCGGCGGCUCGGAGAUCGAGGUGGACUCGGCCCGGGGCGACGCCGUCUGCACGGGCUGCGGCUCGGUGCUGGAGGACAACAUCAUCGUCUCCGAGGUGCAGUUCGUGGAGAACAGCGGCGGAGGCUCCUCGGCGGUCGGGCAGUUCGUCUCCCUCGACGCGGCAGGUAAAACACAGACAGUUGGAGGAUUUCAUGUCAACUUGGGAAAGGAAUCGCGGGCACAGACUCUGCAGAAUGGAAAACGUCAGAUUCAUCACCUGGGAAACCAACUGCAGCUGAACCAGCAUUGCCUUGACACUGCCUUUAACUUUUUCAAGAUGGCGGUGAGCAAGCACUUAACCCGUGGGAGGAAGAUGACCCAUGUAAUUGCUGCUUGUCUCUACUUGGUGUGUAGGACAGAAGGAACUCCACACAUGCUGCUUGACCUCAGCGACCUCCUCCAGGUGAACGUUUACGUGCUGGGAAAAACUUUCCUUCUGUUGGCCAGAGAGCUCUGCAUAAAUGCUCCAGCUAUAGAUCCAUGUUUAUAUAUUCCUCGUUUUGCACACAUGCUGGAGUUUGGAGAUAAGAACCACGAGGUCUCCAUGACUGCUCUAAGGCUGCUGCAGCAGAUGAAGAGAGACUGGAUGCACACAGGGCGGAGGCCAUCGGGCCUUUGUGGAGCAGCCCUUCUAGUUGCAGCAAGAAUGCAUGACUUUCGGCGCACAGUGAAAGAAGUCAUCCGGGUGGUUAAAGUUGGUGAGUCUACGCUAAGGAAAAGACUUACAGAAUUCGAGGAUACACCUGCAAGUCAACUAACAAUAGAUGAGUUCAUGACGAUUGAUUUGGAAGAGGAAUGUGACCCUCCUUCAUUUACAGCUGGUCAACGAAAGCUAAAGAUUCAGCAGCUUGAGAAGGAACUGUCAAAGAAGCUUGAAGAAUUAGAAGGUGAAAUAUCAAGCUACCAAGAUGAAAUAGAGAUUGAAUUAGAAAAUAGCAGGCCAAAAGCAAAAGGAGUUUAUGCAAAUUAUAGCAAAGAUGAUUGCAUGGAUGAUAAUACCUCAAGUAUAUUUGGAGAGGAUGAUGGAGAAGAUGAAGAACUGGAAGCUGCUGCAAAUCAUUUAAACAAGGAUUUUUACAGUGAACUUCUCAACAAAGAGAGAUUAAAGGAAAAAGAAGCUCCUGUAAGGCCACCUGCCCUGGAGUCUUUGCUUGGCCCCCUCCCCACCGCUGCCAGUCUUGGGAUAACGGAGUCUAUAAAAGAGUGUAUAUUAACUAAGGAUCGGGACCACAAUGUUACAUUCAGUAAGCCAGGGCUGGCUACGCAUGAUUCAGUAACAGAUGAAAAUAAUGGAGAUGGUGAACUAGAUCUAAGUGGAAUUGACGACAGUGAAAUAGAUAUGUAUAUACUCAAUGAAACAGAAGCCAAAAUAAAAGCAGAUCUGUGGAUGAAGGAAAAUGCAGAUUAUCUGAAGGAACAAAUAGAAAAAGAAGCAAGGAUAGCAAAAGAGAAAGAACUUGGGAUUUAUAAAGAACACAAGCCCAAGAAGUCUGCAAAGAAGAGAGAGCUGAUCCAGGCCAGCACAGCAGGAGAGGCAAUUGAAAAGAUGUUGGAACAGAAGAAGAUCUCAAGUAAAAUUAAUUAUAAUGUGUUGAAGGACCUCAACAGCAAAGGAGGUAGCACGCCGAAGAAAGAGGAUGACAGCACCGAUGACAGCAGCAACACCAAGAAGCUGUCAAGAAGAAAAUCUCUUGCUGCUAGGAAUGUGGCCAGCUCUGUAAACAGAGUGGGAAAAAGGUUAAGGCCCUUGAUUUCAACACAGCUAGCAAAAAAGCCUGCAACAGAAGAGGCAGUCUUUCCAAGCACUCAGUCAGAAGCCCCAGAGGUUGAAAAGUCAGCAAAUGUGCUAGUAGAAACUGGGCCUGUAUCUUACAACCAUGAGGAGGAUGUUGUUGAAGAAGAAGAAGUAGAAGAGGAGGAGGAUCACUGCAUGAGCGCCCUUCAGUUGAUGGGAGGAAACGAUUAUGGCUGUGAUAUGGAUGAUGACGAUGGAUAUUAGUCUUCUUUGUCUCCAAAUCGACCAGUGGAAACAGCGAAAGGAGAGGCCUAGAGAUGUAAAUUGAGCCCUUCUGACUUCUAAAAGGAAGUUCUUUUAGUUUGUGACCUGUUCUGGUCAGUUUAGGUUGAUCAGUUAGCAUACUUGAAACUUUUUUGGAUCAUGUUCUAAGGAAGAGGAUUGACUGAAGCAACCGUUACAGAGAACGAAGAGGAACCAGAUCACUGGCACAAUGCAGCAUGUGUGGCUGGAUCUGUCUUGUGGCUGACCUUGAUUUAGCCAUGUUGCUAUAAAGCUGAGGAGCGAAGCAUGAAGUAUGCAAAACCUCCAUGUGAAAAAACUUUGGACUUGUGUCGUUUACAGGACGGUGGCGCGGGGGUAGGUGGGUGGGUGGGGAGGACACGUCCAUCUCUAGCAGAAGCCCAGCUCUGGCAGUCUCCAUGUUUCCAUGCUUAAAACCAUUGAAUUAAUAGCAUUGGAGGCAACAUGUAGAAAGCCGAGGCCUCCGUGAAAAACCAUUUCACACAUGUGCUUUUUCAUGUUGCAACCUUCUCCUAAGAUUAGUGGUCAUUAUUGGAAGGAAGGAAGAAAAAUAGUCUGAAGAUUUCCCUUUUUCUUUUUAAAGUUGCAUGCUGUAUUACAGCAGAGGCCUCAGGGGUGCCAGCACCACAUUUGGCAUCUUAUCCUCACCCACCCACCCCCAACCCCAAAGAAAGUUAAGCCAGACCUUCACUUUGCUCACUGUUGCUUUUAGAUAGAAAUAUGUGUGGAGGGUGGGGAGUUCAAGGGAAAUACUUAGCAUCCCUGUUGCAGAAUGUGGGUCAUUUUUGUGUGCCUGUCAUAGGCUUUCUUUCCCAAGCCAUAGUGCAGGAUGUCCUGGGGUUUUUUGGUAUAAGGAUGUUCCUGGUCACCUAGGCACAUUAGGCAGAUUUGUCUCCCAAAAUGUGUUCUGAUUCCCCCCCCACACACACACACCAUUAAGCAAAUAAGCUAUUUUUAAAAAUGCUUGGCUUUAACAUAUUUUAAUUUAAUAUUUAAUUAGAUUGGCACGGGUAGAUUUGGAGCUCAACCAUUGAAGAAGCUUAACCAAGCACUGCUGUUUCCAUUCUGUCCAAUAAACCCUACUCCAGACAUUCUGGAACCUACACAAUUAUGAUCCUAAGGCUAAAACAGACCAACAGCCUCCUAUCCCAAACUUGGCAGGACCAACCCUUCUCCAAGUCUAAAUCAGUAGGACUGUGGUCUCGGAUGUUAACUGUAUUUGUGUCUGACUCCUUUUAUUUCCUGUUUCCUCAUUUAUUUGCUGUUGGGGGCCAAAACACCAAUGUUCUUGCUUCUGUUCCUCAGUGAGUGAGAAGGGUUUCCAGCCUCAUGGCUUCAUAGUUGAUUCCUUGCACUAUCUCAGCCAGAAAAUCACCCAGUUCUUUGCAUUGGCAUUGUCCAUGUCAGAAGUCAAGUGACUACCUCGUCCUAUGUUGUUUGGUUUUACAAGAGUAAGGGCUGAGAAAUCCUUUUACUUCUGUCAGUUAAAGACUGAGAUGGAAAUGAAAAAGUUCAAGGCCUGGUUCUUACAGAGAUGGUAAACCUGUGUGUGGGCUGAACGCUUCUCAACAUAAACAGCUAGCAUGUCAGGCAGAAAACCACAUUUAUAUGUGGAACGACUGUUUUGCUUGGUGGAGAAUCAAUCCUGUGAGCCCCCACCAACAGUCUGAAAUGGUAUAUCCCAAACAUGAAUUUAUUAGCUCCAUGAGGACUAGGCCCAGGAGUCACUGAGAGAGCUUUGGAAUGCUUCCUUCCCAACAGUAAUCAUUAGAGAUGGGAGAUGGAAAGAAGGAAGUUACUCCAGCCCAGUGGGACGUCCUAUAGUCCAGGGCUGCACAACAUCAGUCCUCCUGAAGAUGUUGGACUACAGUUCCCAUAAUCCCUGACUAUUGGCCACUGUGGCUGGGGAUGAUGGGAGUUGUGGUCCAAAAACAGCUGGAGGGCCAAAGUUGUAUAGCCCUGGUCUUGUCGAUUUAAUCUCUGUCUGCCAUUUAUUUAUGUGCUGAAUUAUUUUGAACUUGUACAAUCAGAUCUCCUUUUUUACAAUUGCAUUGUGGCUACUUUUGCUUUAGCAGAGAAUGGUGGGGCAACAAAACAUUCAGUGUGAGAGAAACAAUAGGGGCAAAGCCAACUUUUUCAUGGACCAAGAUGUUGCCUUGAGUUGCCAGCAUCUCACUUUGGCAGGUGCUUCUGUAACUUUGGGCCAAUUCAUUUCCAGGUGAAGUCCUUGUGCAGUGACUAGAGCACCUCAGUUCACUCGAGGGACCAUCUCUCUCAACCUGCCACUCCUUGAAACCUUUUGAUAUUCCUUUAUUGGGGGAGAACAAAAAGACAACUCUUUGCAUCCGGGGUUUUGAAGGGGCUUUGCUGCUCAGAAAUCUAGUCCAAUGCCCAGUUCAGCAUCAUGGCAACAGCCCCCCCCCUCCCCAAAAAACCUUACUUCAAUAUAAAUGGAGCUCUGCAUUGGUAAUUGGCUUUCCUUGGGACUGUUUUAAUCAGAAAAAAGGCACAUGGAAGGGGGGAGGGUUAACAAAAUCCUCCCCAAGCAACCAGCAUGAUUCUAAUCCAAAUCCUCCUACCAUGUGGCUGUUUUUUAUUUAUUUAUUUAUUUAUUUAUUUUAUUCGAUUUCUGAUGGGGGCGGAUCUAAAAAGAUAGAAGAUCUGAUGACAGAUCCUCAUCUUCUCCCCUUUCUCUCUUGGAAAGAGCUGCUUUGCUGCCUAAUUUUGUUUUGGAUAUUGAGGCAACAAUUUCUCUCGCCUCCCUUUCAUUCAGCCACAAACCCCAAAUGCCAGGCUCGAGGGGAAAGGCUUGUACAUAUGAUUUUUAAAAGUUGCAGUUGUGUACUAGUCUCGUAAUGUGCAUUUUAUUUGAUUUUGCCCAUGGGCCGUGUUUUUAAUUGGCAAAAUUUUAAUAGAUUCUCAAAACUGUGGGGCUUUCUUCUGAAGUACAAGUUGGUUUACAUAUGAAGGAAAAACGCUUGCGUAACCUUGGCUCUGAAGGAGCUAUGGAGGUGAGUUCUUCAUUGCCCAGAAUCCUGCCUGAAUUUUAUUUUCUGUGAAAUGGUUUGAGAUUUUCUCCAUUCCCACCUCGGUAGUCUAAGUAGACUAAGAGCAGGAUCCAAAGGCUGUUGGUGGAAUGUGUGCAGGGAAUCCUUUGGGGUUCGAACCUCAAAUCUGCAGCCCGUGCACAAAGGCCCUUUAUCUGAAGGAGUUGGGAUGUUCCUAUGGCUUUCUCUCAAUCUGUCUCAAAAAAAAAAAAAAAAGCAACCCCAUCCCACCCUCCGCACUUAAAAUGUGAAUAAUACGUUGGAUAUCUAGAACCUCUGCUCCUGAAACUGAAUGUUGUGGCUGUCAAAGAAAUAGAGAAAAUGUUCAGUUGCGGGAGUUUUAUACACCAUCAUAAGAUUUUGUUAAAACUUGGUCAGAGAGUCUUGGCAUCCAUUUGGAAUUAGUUGUCUAACAAACGUCCACCACUUCAUGUGGCUCACAUCCAUCAAACUUUUAAGAGAGCUUUUUAAAAAAAUGCUUCGCUAAAAACAUGAUGGCAUUGAAGAACAUAAUCCACUGUUUGACCAGCCUGUUUCUCUGUACCAGUUUCACCAUACUUGAGCAGCAGAGGUGAUUGUGUGGUGGGGAAAACCCAAAAGCCUGAAUCUACUGUGGGGAUUUCUACUUCCCUAGUUAUAUCUUCUAAACCUGUUACUUGCAUUACUCUAGUGUCAUAGCAGACACAGCGGAGUUGCUCCUUUUCCCAUCACUAUGCCACAGAAGCCCACGCGUAGCAGGCGUUCACCACAUCAGUGUUCAAGCUCCAUGGGGAGCAGCUGCAGCAUGGCCCCACAUGGUCUGGUGCUUCUUAUGUUAACCGGCCAGUGGUGAGAGGCUUGGCCCUGUGGCAACUCCCACACUGCUGGAAUAUCCGGGAUCUUGGACCAAAGACCAGUUCUAAUUCCCAUGAGUCAGGGGUUCUCAAACCUGAGUCCACAGAUGAUGUUGGACUUCAGCUUCCUUGACAUAGACCAUAAUAAAGGUUUGAUUGGUUAAAAUUAAAAAAAUGAGAGCUGAAGUCCAGCAACAUCCGGGAACCCAAGUUUAUGGACCUCUGCCAUAAGUAAUAGUUGACAGGCCUGUCAAAGAGCCUUUCAGGAGGUAGCAGCCUCCAUGCGGUGCUGUGACCUGCUGCCACCAGCCAUGGGGUGAUCAGGGGAUUGAUGUGAGGCUACAGGAAGGUGUUGUUCCAAUCCACCUUGAGUUCCUAAGAUUUCUCAAACCUGUCUCCCAUGUAUCUAAUUUAUUUAAUGCUACAUGGAGAUUACUUUUCCCUUUUUCUUUUUAAUGUUCCUUCCCUCUUGGUGUAACUAAGCUCAGGAAAUGCAAACAGAUUAGCUGAUGCGCCUUUCUGUUUUCAUAACUACUUAGGACAUUUUUGAAAAGGCAAGUGCAGUGUUAACUCUUGUCUGCCACUGUUAGCACACCACUGUGACCUUGGAGGAGACAUUUUGCUGGAGUCCCAGGAAGUAAUGUGAGCCUUGCCAUAUUCCAGAUUCAAAUGAUCAGAGAUUGUAGGGUUUCAAGGAGAGUUGCCUUUAGGUUGGGAGGUGUGUAUCUUAGCUUUUUCUGCAUAGGAUGUAUUCUCAAGACAGCUACAUUAGGCAAAAUCUUUGAGCCAUUGUGCUAUGCUUUUCUACCUUGAUGCUUUAAAAAACUCUGUCACUUGGUCCUGGUUCAUACAAUUGUCAGGGCAGUAGCAGAGGAAUUGCCUGCCUGCCCGCCAUGCAGACAGCAUAUAGUGCAUGAGUAGGCAACCUUGGCUCUCCAGCUGUCACUGAACUACAACUCCCAUCAUUCCCAGCCAUUGUGGAUGGGAGUUGUAGUUCAGCAGCAGCUGGAGAGCCAAGAUUGCCUAUACCUGAUCUAGUGUAAACCAGGCGCUCCAUACUGACCCCUGAUUGUCUGGGGAGGUGGAGAAUUCCUUGAACACAGACUUCCAUAUGAUCAAACAUUUGUGCAGAGUGCCCAAUUAACACUAGGGUGUCACUUUGCAUGGUGAAGGAGGUGGGUGAGCUCACUCUACCAGCCACACAAGUGAUGACACUGCCCCACUAAGCAUAUGAACUGGACCAUGGGGAAACACUGAGGGUGACAGAAGAUGUCCAUUACUGGAGUCUCCUGUUUAGCAUUGUCUUUCAAAUGCCUUCCAUGUUAGUUCUUACUCUGCUAUCUGCAUUCUCUUGGAAUUGUUCGUGUUUUCUUCAUCUUCAUAUUGGGCCAGUUCAGACAAUACCUUAACUGGCCCAUGUGAAUAGAAGGGCUGCACUGAGGGUGCACCUCUUAGGAUGUCUUCUGCAACUGUCCAGUGCUCUCCUGGCACAUCCCUUCAUUGUGUGUGGGGGGGUGAGCUGUCCAGUGGCCAUUAGGCUGAACAGCCCAUCUCCACACGGUGAAGGGAUAUGCCGGGGGAGGCCGUGGACACCUGUGGAAGACCAUUCCAAUGGGUGCACCCUCAGCGCAGCGCCUUUCUAAUCACAUGGUAAGAUAUCCUCUGAACUGGCCGACUGUUUAUGUUCAACUGAUCACACAGCAACUGAACAGCUUUUUGCUGGUGUCACAUUUGAUUCAAGUGAAUACCCACAAAUUAAAAAAAUGUAAGCUUAUUGGAGGGCCAUUUCAGAACUUGCCAUGAGCCACGUUGAGGUUUUUUUUCUUUUUCAAACAAGUGUAAUAUAUCUGCUGUAAAUAUAGUUUUUUUAAGUCACCUUUUAUUAUGCAUUCUUGCAAAUAUUGGCCUUUAGUUUCUUGGUCUUUUUUUUUAAUGACGUGUUCGACUUCAGUGUGAUUUGAAUAGCAGUGUAUAAAAUCUCCUGUUUAUACUCUUAUUUUCUCUCUAUAAAGCAAGGCAUUUCUAAUCACUGAA